This is a messenger RNA of Eimeria necatrix, 532 nucleotides long. Its product is annotated as RNA recognition motif-containing protein, putative. NCBI's taxonomy places the organism in Eukaryota, Apicomplexa, Conoidasida, Eucoccidiorida, Eimeriidae. The transcript is spliced from 5 exons. The record is from RefSeq and is a predicted model, not a curated record. Gene Ontology annotation, molecular function: mRNA binding. The annotation marks the transcript as partial.
GGUCUUUUGCGGGGACUUGGGAAACGAAGUCACGGACGAAGUCCUCGCGAGUGCCUUCCGCAAGUACAAGUCCUUCGACAAGGCCCGCGUCGUUCGCGACAAGAGAACGGGAAAGACCAAGGGCUACGGCUUUGUGUCCUUCACGGACCCCAACGACAUGCUGAAGGCGCUGAAGGAAAUGAACUACAAAUACGUCGGCAACAGACCCAUUCGGGUGCUGCGCAGCAAGUGGAAGGAGAGGGAAAUCGACUCGCAGAAGAACAAACAACUUGCAUCUAUCGUUUCAAAAGUGGAAAAGAAUGAUUCGAAGACGCUUCGAAAGUUCAAAAAGCUCGGCGUCAACAUCAACGGAGGCAAAGCCGCGAGGAACCACGAGAUCUUGGCGAGCCAGGCGCCGAAGAUCAGGAAGAACUACGUGCCCCCCGUGGCCUACGGCCGCAUGACUUACCAGUACAUCAAGGGCGCUGCCCCCGCCCUCCCGGCUCCAGCGCCCGGCACAGGAGCUUCUUCACACUUGCUGGACGACAUUUAA